Molecule: messenger RNA, 4012 nt
Organism: Rubroshorea leprosula
Lineage: Eukaryota; Viridiplantae; Streptophyta; Magnoliopsida; Malvales; Dipterocarpaceae
Source: the annotation of a GenBank genome assembly
AGCAGACGGGCACAAGCUCUGAGGAGGAGAGAGGUAUCAUCAAUCAUCAUCGCCACCACCAUCACGUCCACCACCACCACCACCACCACCACAACCGCCAAAACCUAAAACCUCCCUUCCUCCUCAUCUUCCGUAGUAGCCGCCGCCGCCGCACCACCCCAUGGACCAGCAAUCCCAGCUCGCCCUCAUCCUGGGCCCUGACCUUGCCCCUUUCGAAACCCUAAUCACCCAUCUCAUGUCCUCUGCCAACGAGCAGCGCUCCCACGCCGAGCUUCUUUUCAAUCUCUGCAAGCAGUCCGACCCGGAUUCUCUUUGCCUUAAGCUCGGUCACCUCCUCCAGUCCUGCAACAUCCCGGAGACUCGUGCCAUGGCCGCUAUUCUUCUCAGGAAGCUCUUGACCCGUGAUGAUUCAUAUAUCUGGCCUCGCCUCAACAUCAACACCCAAUCGUCGCUUAAAUCGGUGCUUCUGUCUCAAAUCCAGGUUCAAUCUACUAAGACUUUGUCGAAAAAAUUAUGUGAUACCGUGUCUGAGCUUGCUUCUAGUAUUUUGCCGGAAAAUGGAUGGCCGGAGCUCUUGCCUUUUAUGUUCCAGUGCGUGUCAUCUGAUGUGCCUAGAUUGCAGGAGUCUGCUUUUUUGAUAUUUGCGCAAUUGAGUCAGUAUAUAGGGGAUGUUUUGACUCCGUUCAUAAAGGAUCUUCACGCUGUGUUCUUAAGGUGUUUGAGUGAGAGUUCUAAUCCCGAUGUUAAGAUUGCUGCCCUGAAUGCCGUGAUCAAUUUCAUUCAGUGUUUGACGAGCUCCUCAGAUAGGGAUAGGUUCCAGGAUUUGCUUCCGGCCAUGAUAAGGACAUUGACUGAGGCUUUGAAUAAUGGUAACGAAGCCACAGCUCAGGAGGCAUUAGAACUUUUGAUUGAGCUGGCUGGAACUGAGCCUAGGUUCUUGAGGAGGCAGCUGGUGGACGUAGUUGGAUCAAUGCUACAGAUUUCUGAGGCAGAGUCACUGGAGGAGGGCACACGGCACUUGGCUAUUGAGUUUGUGAUCACUCUUGCCGAGGCCAGGGAGCAGGCGCCAGGGAUGAUGAGAAAGCUGCCGCAGUUCAUCAGUAGACUUUUUGCAAUUCUGAUGAGAAUGUUGCUGGAUAUUGAGGAUGAUCCUGCAUGGCAUACUGCUGAUAAUGAGGAUGAGGAUGCCGGUGAGACUAGCAACUACAGCGUUGGGCAGGAGUGCUUGGAUAGGCUGGCGAUUUCCCUAGGUGGAAAUACAAUUGUUCCUGUGGCGUCUGAGCAGUUGCCAGCUUAUUUAGCUGCUCCUGAGUGGCAGAAGCAUCAUGCUGCCUUGAUUGCCCUUGCCCAGAUCGCAGAAGGUUGUGCCAAGGUAAUGCUAAAAAAUCUGGAGCAAGUGGUUUCUAUGGUUUUGAACUCCUUUCAUGAUCCUCACCCACGUGUGAGAUGGGCUGCUAUUAAUGCAAUUGGGCAACUGUCUACGGAUUUGGGUCCAGAUUUGCAGAACCAAUACCACCAUAGAGUAUUACCAGCAUUAGCUGCUGCCAUGGAUGAUUUCCAGAAUCCUCGUGUACAGGCGCAUGCAGCUUCAGCUGUGCUUAACUUCAGUGAGAACUGCACUCCAGAAAUUUUAACACCUUAUAUGGAUGGUAUAGUUAGCAAAUUGCUGGUACUUCUACAGAAUGGGAAACAAAUGGUACAAGAAGGGGCCUUAACUGCUCUGGCAUCAGUUGCUGACUCGUCUCAGGAGCACUUCCAGAAGUACUAUGAUGCUGUUAUGCCUUACUUAAAGGCCAUUUUGGUAAAUGCAACUGACAAGUCUAACCGCAUGCUUCGUGCCAAAUCCAUGGAGUGCAUCAGUCUGGUUGGAAUGGCAGUUGGAAAGGAGAAGUUCAGAGAUGAUGCUAAGCAGGUUAUGGAAGUGCUUAUGUCACUACAAGGAUCUCAAAUGGAAACAGAUGAUCCAACAACCAGUUACAUGCUACAGGCCUGGGCCCGACUCUGCAAGUGUCUGGGGCAAGAUUUCCUCCCUUAUAUGAGUGUUGUGAUGCCUCCACUGCUUCAAUCUGCUCAGCUCAAGCCAGACGUAACCAUUACAUCAGCAGAUUCAGAUAAUGAAAUUGAUGACUCUGAUGAUGAAAGCAUGGAGACCAUAACUCUCGGUGACAAAAGAAUUGGGAUCAAGACUAGCGUCUUGGAGGAGAAGGCCACUGCUUGUAACAUGCUUUGUUGCUAUGCCGAUGAGUUGAAGGAAGGAUUCUUCCCAUGGAUCGAUCAGGUUGCCCCAACUCUGGUUCCUCUUCUUAAAUUUUAUUUCCAUGAAGAAGUUAGAAAAGCUGCUGUUUCAGCCAUGCCCGAGUUGCUGCGAUCUGCAAAAUUAGCUGUAGAGAAGGGGAUGGCUCAGGGGCGUAAUGAGACAUAUGUAAAGCAAUUGUCUGACUACAUUAUUCCAGCUGUGGUGGAAGCAUUACAUAAGGAACCUGAUACUGAGAUCUGUGCAAAUAUGUUGGACGCAUUGAAUGAAUGCAUACAGAUCUCUGGUCCACUUCUUGACGAAGGCCAGGUAAGAUCCAUUGUGGAUGAGAUCAAACAGGUAAUUACAGCUAGCUCAAGCAGAAAAAGAGAGAGAGCUGAGAGAACCAAAGGUGAAGAUUUUGAUGCUGAGGAGAGCGAGUUGAUUAGAGAGGAAAAUGAGCAAGAAGAAGAGGUUUUUGACCAAGUGGGCGAGAUCUUGGGAACAUUGAUCAAAACAUUUAAAGCUUCUUUCUUGCCUUUCUUUGAUGAGCUAUCUUCAUAUCUCACACCUAUGUGGGGCAAGGAUAAGACAGCUGAAGAGAGAAGAAUUGCUAUUUGCAUUUUUGAUGAUGUUGCAGAGCAGUGUCGGGAGACAGCUCUUAAAUAUUAUGACACAUAUCUUCCUUUCAUAUUGGAGGCUUGCAAUGAUGAGAAUCCAGAUGUCCGACAGGCAGCUGUCUAUGGGCUUGGUGUUUGUGCAGAGUUUGGAGGAUCUGUAUUUAAGUCUCUUGUUGGAGAGGCCCUGUCAAGGCUGAAUGUUGUAAUACGGGAUCCUAAUGCUCUCCAACCUGAAAAUGUGAUGGCAUACGAUAAUGCUGUUUCUGCUUUAGGAAAAAUUUGUCUGUUCCAUCGCAACAGUAUUGAUGCAGCUCAGGUUGUACCUGCAUGGUUGAACUGCUUGCCAAUUAAGGGUGAUUUGAUUGAAGCCAAAGUUGUUCAUGAACAACUUUGCUCAAUGGUAGAGAGGUCAGACAGUGAAGUUUUGGGUCCAAAUCAUCAAUAUCUUCCUAAAAUAGUUUCUAUAUUUGCUGAGGUUUUAUGUGGUAAGGAUCUAGCAACAGAACAAACUGCUAGUCGUAUGGUAAAUCUGCUGAGGCAGCUUCAGCAAACUUUGCCACCAGCAACAUUGGCUUCUACAUGGUCAUCUCUGCAGCCCCAACAGCAGCUUGCUUUGCAAUCCAUUCUCUCAUAGUAAGACGUGGUUUAUGAGCAUCCGAAUGGCUUUUCUGGAGGAAUGCAAUGUCCCAUGUGUGGUCUGAAGCAUAUUCAUUAGCCCAUUCUUUUCCCUAAGAUGGUUCCCAUUGUUUGGUCUCAUGGUCUGCAUAUGAUAUUUUGCAUCAAGCUGGCGUUGGUUUGAUCGUGGGUUCAAGUCAUUGCUGUGGUUAGAAUGAGUGAGUCAUUUUUGUAAAAUGUGUAUAUUUACAGAGUUUUGAUUUAUAAUCGGCCUGGAAGAGAUAAAGACAGGUGAUUGGUGGCUUGUGAGAGCAUUUUUCUGUCAGUGCAUGGGGUUUUGAUGAUUGCCAGGGAGGUAAUUCUUGUGGCAUUUUUGGUCUCAAAUAUGUUUCUCGCAAUUUUACACAUAGUCCUUGAUUGUGAAUUUUUGAUUAUAUAUGGACCAGAAUUUUGAAUGUUUAUUCUUUCACGAUGCUUGCAAUUUUGAUCUAAUAAGCAAUGAAAGAAUGGGUUGCUGGUUUCUCAAUACAAGGAAGUGCAAUCA